AACAGACAGACAGAUGGACAUUUGACUUUUUGUUCUCAAACCCCCCCAAAAAUAACCUAUGAAUCGGAAUCCAACGGCAGGACUCGAAAAGGUUAACAGGCAAACUUUCUGGUGGCAGAUACACAUCGUGCAUUUACCAAGCCGUGCGUUCGUCUCCCAGACUUCUAGAAGUUUGUUUCGUGAACGAGGAGGGGAGGGCAGAAAGACAACAUCAACAACGACGGGGGACUUGAGCAGACUUUGGCGGGUGAAACAUCUCUGUCUGCACCUACAACGUCGUCACGCUCCAACUCACACAUUCACGUCCUCUAUCUCUCGUCCUUGGCUGGAGUCAUAGUCUGCCUUUUCCACAACGCGUUUCUAAACCUCCUCGGGAAAUUCAAUUUCGGGAAGCUCAAUCUUGGGAUACUCGGACAUUACACACACACACACACACACACACACAUACGCACGCACCUUACUUCAACGCUUACACGCUCCAUCUCACACACACAAAGUCGCAGCCAACCAGCCGCCCGGCAUGUGCAAGGACGCCCUCCACGAUCUGCUGGUCGAUCUGCCCAAGUGCGAGCACCACAUCCACAUCGAGGGCUCCCUCGCGCCCGAGCUGCUGUUCCGCCUCGCCGCGCAGAACGGCAUCCCCCUGCCCGCCGCCGACAAGGAUCCGGCCUUCGCCGGCGUCGAGGCGCUGUACGAGCGCUACCGCAACUUCACCUCGCUCGACGACUUCCUGCACUACUACUUCAUCGGCUUCUCGGUGCUGCUAACCGCCGCCGACUUUGAGGAGCUAGGGUACGCCUACUUCGCCAAGGCGCACGCCCAGAACGUCCGCCACGCCGAGGUCUUCUUCGACCCCCAGGCCCACACGGCCCGCGGCGUCGCCUACGGCACCGUCGUCGACGGCCUGCGCCGCGCCCGCCGCCGCGCCGAGGCCGACUUUGGCAUGACGGUCGAGUACAUCGUCUGCUUGCUGCGCCACUGCCCCGUCGACGACGCCAUGCGCAUGUUCCUCGAGGCCCGCGACGCCGGCCACUUCCGGGACGGCACCAUCGCCGGCCUCGGCAUGUCGAGCAGCGAGGCGCCCUACCCGCCCGCCAUGUUCCGCCCCGUCUACGACGCCGCCCGGGACUCCGGCAUCCGGCGCACGGCGCACGUCGGCGAGGAGGGGCCCGCCGCCUUCGUCGUCUCGGCGCUCGACGACCUCGACGUCGAGCGCGUCGACCACGGGCGGCGCGCGGCCGAGGACGACGCGCUGCUGACGAGGCUGGCCGGGCGCAAGACGCUGCUGAGCCUGUGCCCCGUGUCCAACGUCGUGCUGCGGGGCGUGCGCGAGAUGCGCGAGAUGCCCAUCCGGACCUUCCUCGACCGCGGCGUGCGCUUCAGCAUCAACAGCGACGACCCGGCCUACUUUGGCGGCUACAUCCUCGAGAACUACUGCGCCGUGCAGGAGGCCUUCGGCCUGAGCGUCGACGAGUGGCGGGGCAUCGCGACGGGCGCCGUCGAGGGUAGCUGGUGCUCCGCGGCCCGGAAGGGGGAGCUGGUCAAGGAGGUCGAGGCCGUCGUCGCCAGGCACCGGGGGCUGUUGGCGACGACGAAGGCGGCCUAGG
Messenger RNA from Colletotrichum destructivum, 1607 nucleotides. Its product is annotated as Putative adenosine deaminase domain, adenosine/adenine deaminase, adenosine/AMP deaminase active. The record is from RefSeq and is a predicted model, not a curated record. NCBI's taxonomy places the organism in Eukaryota, Fungi, Ascomycota, Sordariomycetes, Glomerellales, Glomerellaceae. The transcript has a single exon. The coding region runs from base 521 to 1606 and encodes 361 amino acids. Gene Ontology annotation, cellular component: cytosol; nucleus. Gene Ontology annotation, biological process: purine ribonucleoside monophosphate biosynthetic process; hypoxanthine salvage; adenine catabolic process. Gene Ontology annotation, molecular function: adenine deaminase activity.